This is a messenger RNA of Penicillium maclennaniae, 1581 nucleotides long. RefSeq lists its product as uncharacterized. The transcript is spliced from 7 exons. NCBI's taxonomy places the organism in Eukaryota, Fungi, Ascomycota, Eurotiomycetes, Eurotiales, Aspergillaceae. The record is from RefSeq and is a predicted model, not a curated record. Gene Ontology annotation, molecular function: tripeptide transmembrane transporter activity; dipeptide transmembrane transporter activity. Gene Ontology annotation, cellular component: plasma membrane; fungal-type vacuole. Bases 1 to 1581 code for a protein of 526 amino acids. Gene Ontology annotation, biological process: oligopeptide transport; transmembrane transport.
AUGGAUGAGCCCCUAGAAAAGGUUGAAGCCAAAAUUGAGUCUGGGAUUAUGGCCCCCACGCGAGAGGGUAGUCUGGCAUCCGACGACGAGAUUCGUAACUUACGCCAUGUGUCGGCGCCUCUUCCCAUGCGAGUCUGUAUACGCUCUCCAAGUCUCUACGCCAUGGGCACUGCCUCUACUAACACAAGCCCGAAAAACUAUCUGCAGAAUGGACCGAAUGACUUAGUCCCGGGAGCAAUGGAUCUGGGCAAAUCUCGAGCCACUACGGUUAAUCUGGCGUUCACCGUGCUGGUGAAUAUUCUCCCGCUACCGACCUCUAUCCUCGUCGAUGGAUGCCUAGGUCGGUAUAGGGCUCUUCAGAUAUUCACGGGUAUCUAUGCCAUAGGGUCGACGAUCCUCUUCGCAACCUCAUUUCCCUCCGAGAUUUCGUCCGGGAUCGUAAUUCCUGGCUUCGUCGCGGGUGCUCUACUCAUUGUUGUCGGUCUCGGAGGGGUCCAAGCUUCCGUUCAGCCAUUCAUCGCGGAUCAGUACACGGAGCAUGAAAUGCGAAUCAGAGUCACCAAGCGGGGCGAACGGGUUGUGGAAGACCGUGAACUCACAAUUCAGUAUAUCUAUAAUCUCUACUACUGGAUGGUCAAUGUCGGCUCCUUGGGCAGCAUCGCCACUACGCUGAUGGAAAAACACAUCGGGUUCUGGUCGGCUUAUCUGCUGGAUCUCUGUGCGGUGAUCCUUUGCGUGUUUAUCGUCCAUGUGGCGAAAUCCAGAUUCGUCCAUCCCCCCGUCCAAGGCUCUAAGCUGCCUCGUGCUGCUCGGUGCUUGUGGUAUGCCGUCCGAGGGGGCUUUAAGCUCAACGCCGCUCUGCCGCAAUAUCAACUAGAGACGCAUGGACGAGUGGUCCCCUGGGAUAAGGAGUUUAUUGUAGAGCUGCGGGAUGCCCUGUCAGCUUUUAAAAUCUGCAUCGGAUGGCCAAUCUUCUGGGUCUGCAUGGCAGAAGGAGCCCAGGUGUCCAUCUCGCAGGCGGGGCAGAUGGAAACUCACGGAAUCCCUAACGAUCUGAUCAAAUCCGCCAAUCCGAUAGCCUAUGUGAUUUUCGGACUCAUCGUCCACAAACAGCUGUAUCCGUUCUUGCAGAAGCGCAAAUUUAUCUUUCGUGCAGUGGACUGGAUCACACUGGGCUUUGUCAUUAUGUCUGUGGCCAUGGCAUACUCGGCCACGGUGCAGGCAUUUAUCUAUCGUACGGGGCCCUGCUACUCGCACCCCCUUGAGUGCGAGGCCUCAGACAGCGGAAAGAUCCCGAACCGCAUCCAUGUGCUGUGGCAGCUCCCCACCUUCAUCAUCAUCGCACUAGCGGAAGUGUUCUGCUGGCCCACGGGCUCUGAGUAUACUUAUUCCCACGCCCCAAAAAGCAUGAAAUCGAUCCUGCAGGCGUGCUAUAUCGGGACAGCAGGGCUAGGUUACUUGUUAGGCAUGGCACUAUCACCCCUUGCGAGAGACCCUUUGCUGGUCGUGCUGUGGUCAGUAGUUGCCGGGCUGAUGUUCAUUACGGCCUGUGCGUUUCGUGUUGCCUUUCGCAAGUACUAG